GCUAGUAAGAGAUCGCGUUCAGUUUUCGUUAAGCCGUCCGACUGAGACGUACCUUACGGAUCACGCCUUCUGCUGAUCAGCAUUCAAUGGUCAAUUUCUAGAAGAAGAAGAGUGUUUAUCUAACGGCCUAAGGUUGGACGCAGAAAACUCAACUAAUUUAUUGCGGAAACAUUACAACGUUUAACGGUUUUCUUCGCAUGGAUAUGGGCGAAGGUGGUCAACAAUCUGCCACCCGACCACAUAAGUGUAUUUGGAUUAUUUUGCGAAGCAGCUUGAACCGGUGAUUAUCUUGACAGAACUUGGCGCUUGACAUUGUGUGCUUGCGACUGUGAUGAUCGCUUGAGUGCGGGGGAAAAAGUGUUUCGUGAUAAUCUCGAUCAAGUACCGAGAAAUUACUACGCUGAAAAAAAUCCUAUACAAGCAGACAGUAGUAGACAUCGAUCAACGGCGGACACAAAGCAGAACCAGUCAGUGAGUGUGCUGUGAAAGGAGAAGUAAUUUCGCGAGUUUGUUGUUAGUUUACUGCGGUGGCCGGUUUUUUUUGCGAUAUUUAGUAUUUUCUUUCGGUCAGCGUUGCUCGCUACAGCUCUAGUGCGAGCUCUUAUUGGCAUAUCGUGUCAGCUGACGCGUUGAAAACAAAAAAGAAAUCUAUAAUUAGUUCAACGACAACCAGGAGCGCACCCCCGACCAAAGUACGCCAGUUCAUCAUCAAAAAUGGUAGCCAUGGCGAACCCGGCCGACAACCCGGAACCUCCUACGAUAACCACAACCACCGCCCAGGAGGAGAAACUGUCCACCAAACCGCUCAAAUCCAGCACCGAGAGCCUCAACUCGGACUCCAAUGGAAACCCGAAUCAGCUGACGCGGAAGGCCGCCAUCAUGCAGGUCACGAUGGCCGUCGUCGCCAACAUCACCAUCAUCUCGUCCGGCAUGGGACUGGGAUUCCCGUCGAUUGCCAUGAUUGAGCUCACCAAUUCGACCAGCUCGGUAAUGCUGACCGAAAAUCAGGCUUCCUGGUUCGCAUCAGUGACAUCGAUUCUCUGCCCGUUCGGUGGAUUAUUGGCUGGAUUUCUGCUGGACAAAAUCGGCCGCAAAAAGACGCUGUACUUCAUCAACAUCAUAUCCAUCGUCUCGUGGGCCAUCAUGGCCUUUGCCAGUAAGACGGACGAGAUGCUUCUGUUUGUCGAGCUGAUGGUCGCCCGAGUUAUUAUAGGACUUGCGAUUGGGCUUUCGAGUUCGCCUGCUUCUGUAUAUGCGGCGGAGAUAUCGCAUCCUAAUCUCCGAGGUCGACUCACUCUGCUGACAGCACUCUGCACCGGUAUUGGAAUGCUGUCGGUUUAUUCGUUAGGAUAUUUGUUCAAGGACAACUGGCGAUUCGUCUGUAUCCUGUGCGGAAUCUUCACAUCCAUUUCGCUCGUAUCGGUGUAUCCCAUCCCAGAAUCACCCAGCUGGCUUGUUUCCAAAAACAAACUCCCGAAAGCGGAAAAAUGUUUGAAAAAGGUUCGCGCCAUCAAGGAGAACAACCACCCCAAGAUUCACGAAGAGCUGGACAACCUGGCCGACAACAUCGCCCGUUUCCGCGCCAACCAGACGAGCAGCUCCAAACUUAUCAUGCUUCGCAAACCGGAAGUCUACAAGCCACUCUCCAUCAUGUGCACGUUCUUUUUCUUCCAACAAUUCACCGGUAUCUUCGUGAUCAUCGUGUACGCCGCCCGGUUUUCCAUCGAAGCCGGAGUUAGCAUCGAUCCCUUCCUGAGUGCCGUCCUGGUUGGUUUGACCCGUGUCGUGACAACCCUCCUGAUGAGCUACAUUUCGGAUCACUUUGGACGACGUCCGCCGGCCCUUUUCUCUGGUUUCGGUAUGGCCACCUGCAUGUUCGGAUUGGCAGCCUGUACUGUGUAUCCGGUUAAGGGAACUGAACUGGAAUGGAUUCCUACGUUCCUUUUGGUGGCAUUCAUCUUCUGCGCCACUCUUGGCUUCCUAACGCUGCCAUUCGCGAUGAUUGCCGAGAUGUUCCCGACGAAGGCACGAGGCUUCCUCGCGGGACUGACUAUCUUCGUCGGUUACACCAUGUCAUUCAUCAUAAUCAAAGUUUAUCCUGCCAUGGUUCACAGCAUGGGCAGUGAAUAUGUUUUCCUAUUUUUCGGAAUCGUAUCCGUCAUCGGUAUUGGAUUCGUGUACAUUUUCCUACCGGAAACGAAAGGUCGAACUUUGGAGGAGAUCGAAAACUACUUCCGAGGGGACGUGGACGCAGGUGAGGUCGAACUUCAACAGAAAAACGGUUCCAAAGUUUGAGAGUAUAUUGAAAGGCAUCUUCCAAACCGGCAUCCUAUCAAUGCCGAUAUAGUAAGAACUGUGAUAUGAAGUAACACUUACAAUGUAAGCGAAUACAUACAAUUAGAGAACCCGAAUGUCAGUAAUCUUAGGUACAAAAUUCACCGACCGUUAGGAAAUUUUGUGUGAAACAAAUUGACAUAUGUGUUAGCAAAGGUUAGAGAUCGCAAACUAGUUGACGUUUUAGUGAUUUGAUGUGGAAUCGCAUUGUAGGUAUUAACGAACUUCUUGCACACCCAGCCAUGUAUUUACCACAGCCUUACAGGUCCAACUACGUUUAGGUAGAACGAAACUAUGCUUGCUUAAAAGUAAUAGGAAAAUACUUCACUGCCGUUUUGUAACCGAAGCGGGAGAAACUUCUUAUCAUCAUAUCAUGAUGAUUGAUUGUGUUACAUACAUUUGUAGAAGUGCUGUUGAGUAAUGGAGUAAAUAUAUUGACCGUACUAUUUCAAACAGUGCGCAUUAUGUGCACGACGCAUGCAGGUAACUUAAUGAUUAGUGUACGGAAUAAAAGACAAAUUCAACAAUU
Armigeres subalbatus is the source of this 2863-nucleotide messenger RNA. RefSeq names its product facilitated trehalose transporter Tret1-2 homolog. The transcript has 5 exons. NCBI's taxonomy places the organism in Eukaryota, Metazoa, Arthropoda, Insecta, Diptera, Culicidae. The record is from RefSeq and is a predicted model, not a curated record. Gene Ontology annotation, molecular function: transmembrane transporter activity. Bases 715 to 2295 code for a protein of 526 amino acids. Gene Ontology annotation, biological process: transmembrane transport. Gene Ontology annotation, cellular component: membrane.